CCCCAAAGCCCAGACUCCGCGAUAUGAUUGGUUGUUAGGCCUUCGUUCUUUCUUUCCUUCGUCCCUGAGUGAGACAGCCGCCAAGAUGAACGACACAGUGACCAUCAGAACCAGGAAGUUCAUGACAAACAGACUUCUGCAGCGCAAGCAGAUGGUCAUUGAUGUUCUUCACCCUGGAAAAGCCACCGUCCCAAAGACUGAAAUCAGAGACAAACUGGCAAAGAUGUACAAGACAACCCCGGAUGUCAUCUUCGUAUUUGGUUUCAGAACUCACUUUGGUGGUGGCAAAACCACUGGAUUUGGCAUGAUCUACGAUUCCUUAGACUAUGCAAAGAAAAAUGAGCCCAAGCACAGACUCGCAAGGCACGGGCUUUAUGAGAAGAAAAAGACAUCUAGAAAACAACGUAAAGAACGCAAGAACAGAAUGAAGAAAGUUAGGGGUACAGCCAAAGCAACCGUGGGUGCUGGUAAAAAGAAAUGAGGUGUCUUGCAGUGAGCUGGGGAGUAGAUUGCACAGAAGGACUAACAAAUUCAAGGAUGGUGCGUCUGAAGAUUGUACUUUAAUCCAGGAGCUUGUAAUAAAAUUUAUAAAAAUUGA
This is a messenger RNA of Bombina bombina (fire-bellied toad), 598 nucleotides long. RefSeq names its product ribosomal protein S24 (gene RPS24). The transcript is spliced from 7 exons. The coding region runs from base 86 to 481 and encodes 131 amino acids. The record is from RefSeq and is a predicted model, not a curated record. Lineage: Eukaryota; Metazoa; Chordata; Amphibia; Anura; Bombinatoridae. Gene Ontology annotation, molecular function: structural constituent of ribosome. Gene Ontology annotation, biological process: translation. Gene Ontology annotation, cellular component: ribosome.